AGAGGAACAGGGCAAACCCCGACUUCCGGCGGCAUUUUGAGGCGAUCCUCCUAGCGGCCUGGUAGUGUUCUUUUUGUCUUUUCAUAUUCUACGGUUUUCGUUAUUUUUCUUCCUACGUACCAGUCUCGCCUGACCCUGGCGAGGCAGCAGUCGGGUUCUGCUUCUCGCCUGCCCCGGGAGCCCCUCGCUAGCCGAGGGCCGGUUCCCGGGAGCCGCGCGCGCACCUCCUCCUUGUCGUCCUCCCGGGGCCAGGCGCGGGGACAGAGAGUGGCCUCCCCCGCUCCUCGGAGCGGAGGCGGCGGUGGUGCCUCCGGACUGCGCUUGCGAAGGGAUUUUGAGGAGGAGUAGUACAAAAUGUCAAAAAUUAGAAGGAAGGUCACAGUGGAAAAUACCAAGACCAUAUCGGAUAGCACAUCCCGAAGACCCAGUGUAUUUGAGAGGCUUGGACCCAGCACUGGCAGUACAGCAGAGACACAGUGCCGUAACUGGCUGAAGACUGGCAACUGCCUCUAUGGAAACACAUGCAGAUUCGUACAUGGCCCUUCACCUCGUGGUAAAGGUUAUAGCAGCAAUUAUAGAAGGUCACCAGAAAGACCUACAGGGGAUCUUAGAGAAAGAAUGAAGAACAAGCGCCAAGAUGUGGACACUGAGCCCCAGAAAAGAAAUACAGAGGAGUCAUCCUCACCUGUUAGGAAAGAAUCUUCAAGAGGGAGACAUAGGGAAAAGGAAGACAUAAAAAUCACUAAGGAGAGAACUCCAGAAAGUGAAGAAGAAAAUGUAGAAUGGGAAACUAAUAGAGAUGAUUCUGACAAUGGAGAUAUUAAUUAUGAUUAUGUUCAUGAAUUGUCAUUGGAAAUGAAGCGUCAGAAGAUUCAGAGGGAAUUAAUGAAGCUGGAGCAAGAAAACAUGGAGAAGAGAGAAGAAAUUAUCAUUAAAAAGGAGGUUUCACCAGAUGUGCUUAGAUCAAAAUUGUCUCCAUCACCUUCUUUAAGAAAGUCUAGCAAAUCACCGAAGCGAAAAUCAAGCCCCAAGUCAUCUUCAGCUAGCAAGAAAGACAGGAAGACAUCUGCAGUGUCUUCUCCCCUGUUGGACCAGCAGAGGAAUUCAAAAAGCAACCAAAGUAAAAAGAAGGGACCACGCACUCCAAGUCCUCCCCUUCCUAUACCAGAAGAUAUUGCCCUUGGGAAAAAAUACAAAGAAAAGUAUAAAGUAAAAGACAGGAUAGAAGAAAAACCAAGAGAUGGAAAGGAAAGGGGGCGAGAUUUUGAAAGACAAAGAGAAAAAAGAGAUAAGCCAAGGUCUACUUCCCCAGCAGGACAGCAUCAUUCUCCUAUAUCUUCUAGGCAUCACUCAUCUUCCUCACAAUCAGGAUCAUCUAUUCAAAGACAUUCUCCUUCACCUCGUCGAAAAAGAACUCCUUCACCGUCUUAUCAGCGGACACUAACUCCACCUUUACGACGCUCUGCUUCUCCUUAUCCUUCACAUUCUUUGUCUUCUCCUCAGAGAAAGCAAAGUCCUCCAAGGCAUCGCUCCCCAAUGCGAGAGAAAGGGAGACAUGAUCAUGAACGAAGUUCACAGUCUCAUGAUCGGCGUCAUGAAAGGAGGGAAGAGACUAGAGGCAAACGGGAUAGAGAAAAGGAUACAAGAGAAGAACGAGAGUAUGAACAGGAUCAGAGCUCUUCUAGAGACCACAGAGAUGACAGAGAACCUCGAGAUGGUCGGGAUCGGAGAGACACCAGAGAUACUAGAGACCGAAGGGAAUUAAGAGACUCCAGAGACAUUCGGGACUCCAGGGAGAUGAGGGAUUAUAGCAGAGAUACCAAAGAGAGCCGUGAUCCCAGAGAUUCUCGGUCCACUCGUGAUGUCCAUGACUACAGGGAUCGUGACAGUCGAGAUACUCAUCGAAAGGAGGAUAUGUAUCUGGAAGAAUCCCGUAGUUAUGGCAGAAACCAUUUGAGAGAAGAAAGUUCUCGGACUGAAAUAAGAAAUGAUUCAAGAAAUGAGUCUCGAAGUGAAAUUAGAAAUGACCGGAUGGGCAGAAGUAGGGGGAGAGGUCCUGAGAUCCCUGAAAAGGGAAGUCGAGGCACGAGAGGUUCUCAAAUUGAGAGUCACAGUAGUAGCAACUAUCAUGACAGCUGGGAAACUCGAAGUAGCUAUCCUGAAAGAGACAGAUAUCCUGAAAGAGACAACAGAGAUCAGGCAAGGGAUUCUUCCUUUGAGAGAAGACCUGGAGAGAGAGACCGUCGUGACAACAGAGAGAGAGAUCAAAGACCAAGCUCACCAAUUCGACAUCAGGGAAGGAAUGACGAGCUUGAGCGUGAUGAAAGAAGAGAGGAACGAAGAGUAGACAGAGUGGAUGAUAGAAGAGAUGAAAGGGCUAGAGACAGAGAUCGGGAACGAGAGAGAGACAGGGAGCGGGAGAGAGAGAGGGAACGGGAACGGGAUCGGGAAAGAGAAAAAGAAAGAGAACUAGAAAGAGAGCGUGCUAGGGAACGGGAGAGAGAAAGAGAAAGAGAAAAAGAGAGAGACCGUGAAAGAGAUAGAGAUCGUGACCAUGAUCGAGAGCGGGAAAGAGAGAGGGAACGAGACAGGGAGAAAGAGCGGGAGCGAGAGAGAGAAGAAAGGGAGAGAGAGAGAGAACGAGAACGGGAGAGAGAAAGAGAGCGAGAACGGGAGCGAGAAAGAGCCAGAGAAAGGGAUAAAGAACGAGAACGUCAAAGGGAUUGGGAAGACAAAGACAAAGGACGAGAUGACCGCAGAGAAAAGCGAGAAGAUAUCCGAGAAGAUAGAAAUCCAAGAGAUGGACAUGAUGAGAGAAAAUCAAAGAAGCGCUACAGAAAUGAAGGGAGUCCCAGCCCUAGGCAGUCACCGAAGCGUCGGCGUGAACAUUCUCCUGAUAGUGAUGCCUACAACAGUGGGGAUGAUAAAAAUGAAAAACACAGACUCUUGAGCCAGGUUGUACGACCUCAAGAGUCUCGUUCUCUUAGUCCAUCACACCUCACAGAAGACAGGCAAGGUAGGUGGAAGGAGGAGGAUCGGAAACCAGAGAGGAAAGAGGGUUCAAGGCGCUAUGAAGAACAAGAACUCAAAGAGAAAGUUUCUUCUUUAGAUAAACAGAAAGAACAGAUGGAAAUCAUGGAAAGCUCAAGAACACGUGCACAGGACAUUAUAGGACACCACCAGUCUGAAGAUCGAGAUUUAUCUGAUCGAACUCAUGAUGAAAACAAGAAAAAAGCAAAAAUUCAAAAGAAACCUAUUAAGAAAAAGAAAGAGGAUGAUGUUGUAAUAGAGAGGUGUAGCACAGAGAUACCAUCUGAAGAUGGUCAAGUGUUUUCACCCAAAAAAGGACAGAAGAAGAAAAGUGUUGAAAAGAAACGUAAAAGAUCUAAAGGUGAUUCUGAUAUUUCUGAUGAAGAAGCAACCCAGCAAAGUAAGAAAAAAAGAGGCCCACGGACUCCCCCUAUAACAACCAAAGAGGAAUUAGUUGAAAUGUCAAAUGAUAAAGAUGGCUCUCUAGAGGAUACCCUGAAAAAAGAAGAUAUAGCAUUUAGUGACUGGUCUGAUGAGGAUGUGCCUGACCGCACAGAGGUUGUGGAAUCGGAGCAUGCUGCCAGCGCCGCUACUCCUGGUAGCACCCCUUCUCCUCUGUCGUCUCUUCUUCCUCCUCCACCUCCUGUGGCUACUGCCACCACUACGACUGCUCCUGCUACUCAUGCCACUGCUGCUACUGCUACCACCUCCUUCAACACAUCUGCCACCAUUUCCACCUCUGCCACCCCCACCAGUACCGCCAGUACUACUUUUGCCAGUGAAGACUCACAUAGAAAAUGCCACAGAACACGAGUGGAAAAAGUAGAGGCACCUCAUGUUACUAUAGAAGAUGCACCACAUCGCAAGCCAGUGGAUCAAAAGAGGAGUAGCAGCCUUGGGAGCAAUCGGAGUAAUCGUAGUCAUACAUCUGGCCGUCUACGCUCCCCGUCCAAUGAUUCUGCCCAUCGAAGUGGGGAUGAUCAAAGUGCUCGAAAGAGAGUACUACACAGUGGCUCGAGGGACAGAGAAAAAACAAAAAGCCUGGAAAUCACUGGAGAGAGAAAAUCUAGGAUUGAUCAGUUAAAGCGUGGAGAACCCAGUCGAAGUACUUCUUCAGAUCGCCAGGAUUCAAGAAGCCAUAGUUCAAGAAGAAGUUCUCCUGAGUCAGAUCGACAGGUCCAUUCUAGAUCUGGGUCAUUUGAUAGCAGAGAGAGGCUUCAAGAACGAGAUCGAUAUGAGCAUGAAAGAGAACGUGAGAGAGAGAGGAGAGACACAAGGCAGAGAGAAUGGGACCGAGAUGCUGAUAAAGACUGGGCACGGAACAGGGAUCGAGAUAGACUGCGAGAACGAGACAGAGAACGAGACAAAAGGAGAGACUUGGAUAGAGAAAGAGAGAGACUAAUUCCUGAUUCUCUUGAAAGGGACAGGGACAGAGACAGAGACAGAACUUUUGAGAGUUCUCAAAUAGAGGCCAUGAAACGCAGUGAAGCAAAACUGGAGAGUGAACAUGAGCGAGACCUAGAAGGCACUUCCCGAGACUCUGUAGCUUUGGAUAAAGAAAGAAUAGAUAAAGAUCUGGGAUCUCUGCAGGGAUUUGAAGAUAUAAAUAAAUGUGAGAGAACUGAGAGUUUGGAAGCAGGGGAUGACGAAUCCAAGUUAGAUGAUGCACAUUCAUUGGGCUCUGGUGCUGGAGAAGGAUAUGAGCCAAUCAGUGAUGAUGAACUAGAUGAAAUUCUGGCAGGUGAUGCAGAAAAAAGGGAGGACCAACAGGAUGAGGAGAAGAUGCCAGAUCCCUUAGAUGUGAUCGAUGUGGAUUGGUCUGGUCUUAUGCCAAAGCAUCCGAAAGAACCAAGAGAGCCUGGAGCUGCACUCUUGAAAUUCACACCUGGAGCUGUUAUGCUGAGAGUUGGGAUUUCUAAAAAGUUGGCAGGUUCUGAACUCUUUACCAAAGUCAAAGAAACAUGUCAGAAACUUUUAGAAAAACCCAAAGAUGCAGACAGUCUUUUUGAACAUGAAUUAGGGGCUCUCAACAUGGCUGCAUUACUGCGAAAAGAAGAAAGAGCAAGUCUCCUUAGUAAUCUUGGACCGUGUUGUAAGGCGUUAUGCUUCAGACGGGAUUCUGCAAUCCGAAAGCAGCUUGUUAAAAAUGAGAAGGGUACUGUAAAACAAGCUUACACAAAUGCUCCAAUGGUAGACAAUGAAUUAUUACGAUUGAGUCUUCGGUUGUUUAAGCGGAAGACUACUUGCCAUGCCCCAGGUCAUGAAAAGACUGAAGAUAAUAAACUUUCACAGUCCAGUGUCCAACAGGAACUGUGUGUGUCUUAAGAUUGAAGAUCAGUAUGACAUUUUUGGUACUAUCUUCCUUUAGCAGCGCAUAUUCUUUUUUUAAAGUUCUUUGGUUUGACAAGCAUUAUUAGUGACAAAGGCAAGAAAAAUUUAUCAGCCAUGCUGAGUGAAGAACUUUGAUCUUUAGAGACACUAGUUUUGGCUAACUUCAGAUUUUACAUCAAUUUUUACAUAGUACUUGAUACUCAUGCAAAAUAAUGUGAAAAUGAGUUUAUUCUGUACCUUUUGUUAAAACUGAAGACUUUGGAAAAUGAUUGUCACUGCGCUUCCAGCCUACGAAUAUUUUUUAUUAAGUGGAGCCAUUUAUUUAUGUUCUGGAUCAUCCAUACAGAAACCACGAUUUUAUUCAGAAACAAUGUGUUCAUCAAAAUAAUUGCACACAUUAUGCAGCACCAUGUUGUACAGAACAUUUGAAAGGGAAUGCUGGUCUAGCAUGGUGUGUUUGCGGGAAAAUCUCCAGCAGGAGAGAGACAGAAUAUUUUUUUUCCUUUUGAAAGUUUUAAAAAAUUACUUCAUGGGUCUUUGUUUUUUUAAAUGUGUAUGCAUUGUUACAGUGUACAGUGUAUAGUGUUUGGAUUCUAAAUGAUUUUUUUGUUUGUUAUCGAGGACUGCGUAUUGUUUUUAAUAAAUGUACCUUCCCUUUCCUUGUUCUAGAUUUCCUUUGCUCUUCAUUAAUCUUAUUCCUGAAGUUCUGAAACAUUUGUCAUUAACAGUAUAUGUUUUAUGCUUCAGAUAUUUUACUGCUUGUGCCCUUAUUAUUGGACAGCUGUAAGUAGCGGGGAAGAGUUGAGGCUAUACUUCAAACAUAGCCCAUCAGUAUUUGAAGCAAACCAAGAGUUAACAAACCUAGGUCACCUAAGAUUCAGUAUCCUACCAUCAUAUUUUUCAGAGAUAUAACCUUUGAUUACAUUAAACUGCCUCUAGCCUUACUAUGUGAUACAGAUUUACUUUUUAAAAAUAUAUAUGCAUGUUUAGCUCAUGGAGUGGACUCUUAGAAGGAUUUGAAAUGAACUGCCAGCUGCAGAAUUUGUGAGCAGACCAUAGUAGUAGUAGUAAUAAUAAAGGAAACCAAUCAAAAUUCUGAUUUGAAUGUGACUCCCACAGGUUUUUGUUAAAACUAUAAGCCUAUGUUACUUGUUUUUAGUAGUUUUGUAUCCUCUUCUCUAAAGGUAACAUAAUGACACUGGUGUAAAGUUUCUGUUCAUUUCAAGAAAGGUUUAUUGAGUGGUUAAUUUGUACAAGAUGCUUAUCCAGCAAAGGAAAUGAUCUUAUUUUCAGAUGACUUUGGUGUGUGGUUUUUCAAAUACUUUAAACAAAGUGGGGGGUGAGGGGAACCAAAUGAUAAAAUUUUCCUGGUAUCUUUUUCCUUUACUGAAUGUUUUGAAUAAAGAAAAAAGAAAAGAAAAUUCUUUAUGACCCCAAAAAAUGAAUGCCCUUUAGGAAACCAUUUCCUAAUCAUAGUGGAUAAUUGUUCUUUGUAGCAUAAAGAUUUAAGUCCUGGAACUUCUAACUCCUAUUUUCCAGAAUUGUAGAAUAUGACAGAAAUGGUUUCCUUAUUUGUCCUCUGACUUUAGGAGAGGUCACUAGUUAAUUAUUUAUAGAAUGAAAACUAUGUCGUUAAAUCUGCCAUUUAAUUAAACUUAUUGCCCUUUUAGUUUGGAGUAUCUUUUUGUUAUGUUGCAAAAGAAAUUUUUAGGACUAUUCCUUUGUUCACUUAGUCACAGAUUUCAGAGCUUUAUGUUUCAAGUGGAAAUGUACUGAUGAGUCUCAUUUUUUUUAUGCAUUAGUGACCAUAUACCUAUAACAUUCUUCCAAAGAAAAAUUUUUUGUUGAAUUUUCCAUAAAGCUCAUGGACCGUAAUUAAAGUCUCAAUUAAACCAAUAUUCCUGGAAACAUCCUCCAGGGUAUAAACUAUUUGCUAGUACAAUUAAAGGUCUUCUAUCUCAUAACUGAUGGAACAAAUUUGUCCAUUUGCCAUAAUUGCACAACUGGAUUCCAGCUGCCGGUAAUACAGUAGAGAAGGGGCAAGAGUAUGUCUGGAAUGUAUAAUAAAAGAGAUUGUUAACUCAUAAUUAGAUAAUUAGCUGUUUAUUUUGGCAGCAAUCCUCACCAUUUAGUAAAGGGUUCUACUGAUAAUACCUAACUUUUUAUUUCACAAAAUGUUGUAAGUAUACCUAAGUAAUAACUUAAUACAUUGAAAAUUCUGACCUGUCACUUCUCUUUAACCAGUAAAUGCAGAUUAUCUUCCCUGUCCUACUUCACGCUACAUUAGGAUUUUAUGACUUAUUAGCUUGGAAAUUUAUGGCAUUGAUAGAAUAUCCCACUUUGUUUCUUACUGUCCAAUUGUGUAAAGCUUAAGGUAUAUACUAACUCUACUGAUGCUUUUAAACCUCAGAAAAAAGAGGCGGCCACACACUGGUGGCAGGGCCCACAACUCCAACUCCAAAAGCACUGCUGCAGCAGUGGCCACCGUGGCUGCCUGGGCUCCAGAGAGGCUGGACCUGGCUCGGGCAGACAGUCUGGGCUGGGACUCAGGUUUGGGUGACCAGGAGGUGCCGGUGGCCUUGCUAGGGCCUGGUGAUUUACAAGAUUAAAAUUAACUUAGUUGCUGAUGGUUCUAAACAAAUACAGUUUUUUUAUUUGAGGUAUGACAUUUUGAAGACUGAGACACUGGAGUUUUAUCCUCGAGGAUAAAGGAAAUCUUUGGGAAAGUCUGUAUUUUAUAUAACAGAAAUGUGAACUCCCAGACUGAAUGCUCAAAAAAGCCUGUACAGAGUGGAAGCAUUUACACCUACUCAGCUUGAAGAGUCUCAAAUGGACCCUACUACCAAGAAAUCAAGAUGGCAAUCCACUAUGGGGAUUUGAGGAAAAUGGAUUAAUACAAGAGUCCUGUGAUAACAUACAACCAAGACAGGGUUCUUUUAACAUGGAUUCCAUGAAAUGAAUGAAGACAUAGGUUUCUUAUCCAACACAGAAGGACAGUGCAUUUGACUUUCUAAAGACUUUUUUGUGUCAUUAAAACAAGUACAUUUUUGACAUUUGGAGAAGAAAGAUGGCACGUUAUCACAGAUAAUGGUUUGUAUGCCUGGAAUUUUUUACAGUUUGUUUUGUAUGACUUUGUGGAAUGUUAACUUUAAUAAAAUCUCUAACAUUAAAAAAAAAAAAAUACAACCACCA
Molecule: messenger RNA, 8553 nt
Organism: Lemur catta (Ring-tailed lemur)
Lineage: Eukaryota; Metazoa; Chordata; Mammalia; Primates; Lemuridae
Gene: ZC3H13
Product: zinc finger CCCH-type containing 13
Exons: 19
Coding region: 355-5355 (1666 amino acids)
Cellular component (GO): nuclear speck
Molecular function (GO): metal ion binding
Source: RefSeq, a predicted model, not a curated record